Molecule: messenger RNA, 1524 nt
Organism: Wallemia ichthyophaga EXF-994
Lineage: Eukaryota; Fungi; Basidiomycota; Wallemiomycetes; Wallemiales; Wallemiaceae
Product: SAGA-associated factor 73
Exons: 3
Coding region: 1-1524 (507 amino acids)
Biological process (GO): regulatory ncRNA-mediated heterochromatin formation; RITS complex assembly; regulation of transcription by RNA polymerase II
Cellular component (GO): SAGA complex
Source: RefSeq, a predicted model, not a curated record
AUGACGGAGUUUUCGAGUAAAUGGAGUGAGCUAUCGAAUCAGUUGAAGGAGUUAGACGGUGUAUUUGGCUCACCUACAGCACACGCCAAUUCACCGACGACAAGCUACCUAAAUGAAUCUGAAAUGGAUAUAUUUGGCUCAUUCCCUCUUUCAUCCAUCAACGAUGAUGAUGAUGCGCUUAAAGUGGUUAAUUGCACUGAAUGUGCGAGACCAGUCCAGAAGUCUGCGUUACAAGUACAUUUGAUUAACUGUGCUCAAAUGAAACAAAUAUCGCAGCAAAACACAGCUAUAAACACAACUACGAAGAGAUCUAAAAUUAAGAAGGAAGAUACACCAACUCGGACACCUACACCUUCUGCAGAGAGCACACACAGCACAAACAACAGAAAGAGAAGACUGAGUGAUGUCUCACAGCAAUCCACAACUUUGUCCGCAUCCCCUCAAAAGAAGAGUCGCAAAUUAGACGUCGAUAAGCCGAAGAAUAAGGCAGCCAACAACAAAGACAAAGAGAAGGACAAGGAGAAAGAGAAAGGCAAGAAGGACAAGGAUGAGGGGCCAAUAGACUUAGACAGUCAAUGUGGCGUGAUCAACGCCAAAGGUACGCCUUGUUCACGUAGCUUGACUUGCAAAACCCACCCUAUGGGCGCUAAAAGGGCGGUUGAGGGGCGUACUAAGCCAUAUGACGUGCUUACGUAUGAGUUUGAACUAAAGCGUAAACCUGAAUUGGCUGAGAAGCCAUUACCCAAGGCUGUCACGCAGUUUGAGGCGGAUAGGGCGGCGAAUGGGAGGAAGAAAACUGGACAAUCGGAGCACACAGCGCAAACAACCACGUCCGCUCACGCUCCUAUUACGCCCACAAUCACACCUCGCUUACAACCACCUCACCCACCACCUAUGCCUCCCAAACCAACAAUAGUGGAGAAGCCAGUUGGCGUUACAUCGUGGGAUGAUUUCAGCAAAUAUGAUGAACCGUUGCUGCCCGCUUCAGGAAUUGAGCUCGAGUUGGAAGUCACCAAGAUACGCGCUGCCACGACUAGCCACCGCGCGCGUCCACUCGCAGCACCUGCUAAUAGAAUGGCGGGACUGCAAAAGAGGCAUAAGAAUGACGAUGGAGAGGAAUUGAGGCCGCAGAAGCGUAAAAGGGAGGGAAUGCUAGAAAGAUCGCUUUCUAAUUUGCAGUUGGAGAAUGUUGGAGAGAAUGAGAACAAGGAUAUUGAAAUGACAAAAUCCGGGAGCUAUGAGGCGGAUAAGAAUAGAAUAGUAGUCUACGAUAUUGAUGAAUAUCAAAGUGACAAUGAGGGCGUGGGUGAUGAUAAUCAUGCUGAUAAUCAACCCAAAUACAAGCUACCGAAGCUUUUAUCCAAUACUCACGAUAUUAUGUACAAAAGCAUGUGGCAGCAGAGAAAACAAGGGGAAGGAGAGAAGCAACUUGUUUUGUAUAAGCCAUUGCACAUACCCACGCAAGGCACGCAAGAGACGCAAGGGACUGCGACUGAUACAGAUGCAGUGGCCAUGGAACAAUGA